AUGGGGAAGAAUGCUUUUGAUUGCAAGCCUGAAUUUCCAAGUACAAAGAAUUCAAAGAUAUGUGAGAAGGCUUACAAGUUGACUGCUAACCUGCAAAGUGAUCGUGAUCUUUACGAAGAAUAUAUUGCAGCUCGAGUUUGGCCUCUCAGGAAGGGUUGGAGUUUUAUUCGUUUUCAUAAGAAAGUUGUGAGGGGUAAAUAUUAUAUUUAUCCUGACAAAGAAGCUUUUUGCCCGAAGAAGUACACAAGAGAUGAGGAUUUAGUUUCUGCUGUUGAAGUUAAGGCAGAUGAGAUUCUGGGCAAAUUUUUGAAGAAAGAGAAGGAUUUGAUGGAUAAAAUUCUUGGAAAAGAUUAUAAGCGUUUGAAUAGAAUAUUUGAAAUUGCCCAAAUCAAAUAUGAUGAAAGACCUCCACCAACAUAUACUCAUGCAGUGAAGCCGAGCGUAGAGAAUGUUACGAAGAAGAAAAGAGAUGGUGGGCAACUUGCUAAAAGGACUAGCAAUAAAAAGAAGGUUUCAGCUUCUUUUGAUUCAGAAAAGGUUGCAGAAGAUGAAGUUAAUUUGGGUCUUGAUGUUGACAGUCAAGAGAUUCUUAGUCAACAGGCUUGUGAUGAUGAGAAUUUGGGGGCCACUUUGCAUUAUGGUGAAGAUGUUGGUGAGGCUAGUUUGUCUUUGCCUCUGAAAAAUGUUGGCGAAGACACUUUGCCUUCUUCCCCAGCUGUUCUGGCUUCUUCUCUUGUUCUUGAUACUGGCGGUGCUGCUGACGCAACCGCUACUGUUGAUGUGCAAAUGGAAGAAGGAACUGUAGGAGAUGUUGGUGCUACUCUUCACAUUGCCUCUCCUCCCCGAGUUGUGAUUCAAGAUACUGAUUUGGGAGGUGGGCCUAUGGAGACUGAUGCUCCAAAAGUUAAUGCUCACAAGGGUAAGGGUACUACUACGGUUACCCUUGAUUUUGAUGAUUCUGAUGAUGAUGUAUUUGACGAAGAGGCUGAGCACGUCCUGGCUUCUCGUCUUACUGAGUCCACAAUUGAUGUGAAUACUAGUGAAAAAGUUGCAUGUCAAUUUGAGAAGGGUGUUUCUACGGAGGAAUUUUUUCAUGAUCUUUUAUCUCAGAAGGACACUACUGUUUACAUUAGAAAGAUGAAGGGUGUGGCUCAGGAGCCUGCUACUCCUACCGAAGCCCUAGAAACAAUUCCUGGCAGAGUUGUCCCUGAGACGUACAAAAGGUGCAUGGAGUACUGCUAA
Messenger RNA from Miscanthus lutarioriparius, 1242 nucleotides. The record is from the annotation of a GenBank genome assembly. NCBI's taxonomy places the organism in Eukaryota, Viridiplantae, Streptophyta, Magnoliopsida, Poales, Poaceae.